Gloeophyllum trabeum ATCC 11539 is the source of this 1032-nucleotide messenger RNA. RefSeq lists its product as uncharacterized. Lineage: Eukaryota; Fungi; Basidiomycota; Agaricomycetes; Gloeophyllales; Gloeophyllaceae. The record is from RefSeq and is a predicted model, not a curated record. The transcript has 3 exons. The annotation marks the transcript as partial.
UGGGAUGGUUGGCCAGAUGGCGUGCUCAACCUUGACUUUGACUGGCCCGCCUUCGAGAAGACCGGCCAUCUGAUGUUGCACUGGUCAUAUCGAGGCAACACUCUAUCGAACAAAAAGGGCAAGCAUUCCACAAGUGCAGCUCGCUGGCAGGAUGGCCGAGUCUCAGAACGCCGAUGCAUGGGCGUUAUUCGAUGUGAUAAUGAGCGGUGCGAUAUCCUUGUUCGCCCGCAGACCAGGAAGCUUGGAAUUGACUCACAACUCCUACAACCCUGCCAAUGUGGUGCUACUUUGCAGCAUCAGAAGUGCCCUAUCGUAUCGAGGCUGUAUACAUGGCGGGGAGGGGUACAUUACGUGAAUGGCCCACAGGAGUCUGUUGCCGACAUUUCACCAGUUUUAGUGAAUCAAGACAGAGUGCGCAAAGAGCGUCAGAGGAUCAAAGGAAGUAUACGUGGGGGAAUAUCUGGCAACAAUUUUGUCAAGGACUUUGCUCAAUUGGACCAAGAAAAUGCAGGCUUCAUAGUCUGGAGCCAGAUUGGACAUGUAACUGUCAUUGCGCUUCAGACUGAGUUUAUGCGAUCCCUGCUUGCAAGAGAGGCUGUUCUCAAUGAGCCCGUGAACGGUCUUGUCAGUGAUGCUGCUCACAAGUUUUGGAAGGACCGUGAUUCCAUUCUGAUAGUCACUUCAACCUUCUCGGAAGAGUUGCUACGCUGGGUUCCGGUUAUGUUCUCAUAUUCAAAUGGGCAAAGUGCGGAGCACUACAAAUGCCACUUCUUGGCGCUUUUCCUCAGCAUUGCGAAGCAGUGUGCAGACCGAAGCAUUGUUCUCACAGACAAGAUGCUUGCCCAGGUUAUGGAUUAUGGAGAAGUGCAGCGGGCAGGAUUUUUAGAAGCCUAUGUGUUGUUUUGGAAGAUGCAAAGAGAGGAUGAGCGCUCUGAAAGUCAACUACGGGCAGAUGCCACAUGUGUGUUGAAAGGGUGUCAAGAGCACUUCCGGGCUGGGACGACUCGCAUCAAGCGGAAUGGGAACAUCGUA